Molecule: messenger RNA, 1428 nt
Organism: Acanthisitta chloris (rifleman)
Lineage: Eukaryota; Metazoa; Chordata; Aves; Passeriformes; Acanthisittidae
Gene: HRH1
Product: histamine receptor H1
Exons: 1
Coding region: 1-1428 (475 amino acids)
Biological process (GO): regulation of vascular permeability; G protein-coupled receptor signaling pathway, coupled to cyclic nucleotide second messenger; chemical synaptic transmission
Cellular component (GO): dendrite; membrane
Molecular function (GO): G protein-coupled serotonin receptor activity; histamine receptor activity; neurotransmitter receptor activity
Source: RefSeq, a predicted model, not a curated record
AUGUCAAAAAACACCACAGAGAACUCAACAAACGCUCAUGCAGCUGUUCUAGGCCUGUUCCUGGGAAGCAUUUCACUGAUCACUAUUGUCAUGAACAUAUUAGUACUAUGUGCUGUGAAAACUGAAAAGAAGCUGCAAACAGUUGGCAAUCUAUACAUUGUCAGCCUCUCUGUUGCAGAUCUUAUAGUUGGUGCAGCUGUUAUGCCCCUGAAUAUUGUGUAUCUCCUAAGUCCUGUGUGGCCUCUGGGCUUGCCAGCCUGUUUGUUCUGGCUCUCCAUGGACUAUGUGGCCAGCACUGCCUCCAUUUUCAACCUCUUCAUCCUGUGCGUUGACCGUUACCGCUCAGUGCAGCGACCGCUGAAAUACCUCAAGUAUCGGACAAAAACGAGAGCCUCACUCAUGAUUUUGGGGGUUUGGCUGCUCUCUUUCACGUGGGUCAUUCCAAUCCUAGGAUGGCACGUUUUUGCUAAUAAGGGGGAAAGGAAAGUAAAGGAAAACAAGUGUGAAACUGAAUUCUCCGAUGUCACCUGGUUUAAAGUGCUGACAGCCAUUGUCAAUUUCUACCUACCCUCUAUCAUGAUGUUGUGGUUUUACUGUAAAAUAUUCAGAGCUGUUCGAAGACACUGUCAACAUCGGGAGCUCAUCAAUGGAUCAUAUCGGUCUUUCUCAAAAAAAACCUCCACGCAUCAUACUAAGAUGAAGAAUGAGAAAAAUACUUGCCUCCCAAAGCAAAUCUUGGAUGAGAACACCCCUCCCAGAGAUAAGCAAAGCUCCCCACAGCCCAAAAACAUGGAGGCAGAGCUUCAUUUCAGUAAUCCUGACAGGUCUUCAAAGGCAUUUAAUGGAAAGAGUAAUGGGAAAGUCUUUAAAUGGAGCUGUUUUCCUCUCAGCAGUGCCCAGUCUGAGCCAGGCCUGGACAAAGCAGGAAAGAAGUGCAUGUGUGCAACACACAAGAAUGGAAAUGACGAGGAGUCUUGCUCACAAGACAGUGACUUGAGUGAUGCGUCAGACAACCACACUUUCACUGAGGGGGAGCUGUGUAGAAAGCACUCCAAUUCCAACCCUGAAAGAGCCUGCAGCCCUCAGGAAAAGACUGAGAACAGGGAUUUCAGAGGGAUGACUUACCUGAGGAAAACCUGGCAAAAUCUGCAUACCCAUUCCAAAAGGAACAUUCAGGGACUGCAUGGGAGAAGGGAGAAGAAAGCAGCAAAGCAGUUAGGGGUCAUAAUGGCAGCCUUCAUCCUGUGCUGGAUCCCCUAUUUUGUCUUAUUUAUGGUAAUAGCAUUCCAUGACCAUGACGAAUUUCCAAAAUUACACAUGGCCACUAUAUGGCUUGGCUAUUUGAACUCCACCUUAAAUCCAUUCCUGUAUCCUCUUUGUAACCACAAUUUCAAGAUGACAUUCAAAAAGAUCCUUCACAUUCACUGA